AUGCACCUCCCAACAACCACUUUUAUCUUCCUCCUAACCUCCACCCUAACCCUCGCCUCCCCCAACCCAUCCCCACCAACAUGCGGAACCUGCAACCCUCUCUCAGGCGAAAACCACUGCGAUGUGACAACCUCGUGCAUCAACACCGGCACGCGAUUCCACUGCGCCUGUCGCGCGGGAUAUAAAGCCUCCCACCAGAACAACGACAUCACCAAGCAGUUCCGGUUGAAUGUCCCCGGGUAUCAGUUCUUGGUCUUCACGCCCGAAUUUACCCAGUGUGAUACGCUGUGCGAUAAUCCGUAUGGCGCGAGUGCGCAGUUGUGCUCGGAGGUGCCGAUUUAUGGACGGUGUGGGGUUUAA
Molecule: messenger RNA, 360 nt
Organism: Aspergillus welwitschiae
Lineage: Eukaryota; Fungi; Ascomycota; Eurotiomycetes; Eurotiales; Aspergillaceae
Product: putative adhesin
Exons: 1
Coding region: 1-360 (119 amino acids)
Source: RefSeq, a predicted model, not a curated record